Talaromyces marneffei is the source of this 291-nucleotide messenger RNA. RefSeq lists its product as uncharacterized. The record is from RefSeq and is a predicted model, not a curated record. Bases 1 to 291 code for a protein of 96 amino acids. Lineage: Eukaryota; Fungi; Ascomycota; Eurotiomycetes; Eurotiales; Trichocomaceae. The transcript has a single exon.
AUGUCGGAUCAAAUCGGUGGCCUCAGCGUUGGCAUGGUCAACCUGGUCGUCUUCCUCGUCAUCAUCGGCACCGCCUUUCUCGCCUCCAUGGGAUGGGGCUUCUAUCGAAUGUUCAAGGGCGGGUCUAUGAGUUUUCCCGGAGCCCAAGAACCUGGUCAGGAUCAAGUGAAUUAUAUGCGGCAGGUUCGAUACCGCACUCGAUUAGGCAUGUUUGUUGCCAGUCAGGAGGCAAAAAAGGCAAGUAGGAACUCGAAGAUGACUGAUGAGGAGAGUUCUUAUCACUAUGCAUGA